Molecule: messenger RNA, 2709 nt
Organism: Plasmodium relictum
Lineage: Eukaryota; Apicomplexa; Aconoidasida; Haemosporida; Plasmodiidae
Gene: BOP1
Product: ribosome biogenesis protein BOP1, putative
Exons: 5
Coding region: 1-2709 (902 amino acids)
Biological process (GO): ribosome biogenesis; maturation of LSU-rRNA from tricistronic rRNA transcript (SSU-rRNA, 5.8S rRNA, LSU-rRNA)
Cellular component (GO): PeBoW complex; preribosome, large subunit precursor
Molecular function (GO): protein binding; ribonucleoprotein complex binding
Source: RefSeq, a predicted model, not a curated record
AUGGAUGGAAAAAAGAAUAAGUUGAACAAAAAUAAAAAAAAAAAUGAACAAUUAAAAAAGAAAAGCGAAAUAGAGAAUAAAGUAGUAAAUAGAAAAAGUAAAAACAACAGUAAAUUAAAUGAAAAUGAUAAAACAAAAAAUACUAAAGAAAGAAAUAAUAAAAAAGAGAUAGAGGAAUAUGAAAAGAGAGGUAAUAAGCAAAAUAAUAUUGAGUAUACUGAAAAAAAUAAUAUGAAAAAUAAAAAAAACAAUGAGAUGAACAUAAAGAUUGAAAAAGUGAAAUUAGAAGUAAAAAAAAAAAAAAAGGAAAAAGGUAUAAUGGAAAACAUAAAUAUCAAUAAAAUAAAAAAUAAAAAUAAAAUUAAUAAAAAGGAAACAGAUUAUGAAGACACUAUAGGAAGUGACUUUAAUAAUGGCAGUGUGAAAAGUACAAAUACAAACACGGAGAAUAACAUUUUUAUGAAUGAAGAAAUUGAUGAAAGUGAUGAUGAAUAUAACAUAAAUACCCUUGGAGAUUUUGAUCUAAAGCACUAUGAAAAUUUCGAUAUUAUAGGUUAUGAUAUAGAAGGAAGAAAAAUAUACAAGAAAAACGAAAAUGCUAUUGAUGAAUUUAUUGAAUCAAAAACAGAUGCUGAUUCAUGGAGAAAAAUAAAAGAUAAAAAAAAUAACAGAAUUAUUGAAUUAACAAAUACUGACUUAGAGAUAAUAAAAAGUAUUAGGGAAAAUAAGGUGGCAAAAUACAUUGAUAACUCCAAUUUUAUUUAUGAAAAUGAAAAAGAAGAGUAUAAAAUAUUUCCAACUUCUAAUUAUAAUUUAAUCAAAGAUAACUAUAAGGAAUCAAAACACGAUAAAAAAAGAAUUCUUCAGAUAAUGAAAUAUUUAUUAAAUAAACAAAAAUACCCCGAAAGAUAUUUACCAAAAGAAGAAGAUGACAUAUAUGAUUUAUGGAAUAAUAAAAUUUAUGAUGAAUUUAACAAUAUCAAUGAAAUAAAUUUGCCUAAUGUAUUGCCAGGUCAUAAAUAUAGUUACAAUCCACCACCAGAGUUAAUGUAUAAUUCAUCAGAAAAAAGAAAUAUUUUAAAAAAUAAUGAAGAUGCCUUUAUACCGCAAAAUUAUAAAAGUAUAAGAAAUAUAGAAUAUUAUAAAAAAACAUAUUUUGAUUUAUAUCAGAGAUGCUUAGACAUAUAUUUAUGUUCAAGAUCAUUAAAAAAUGUUCUAAAUAUAAAUAAAGAAGAUUUAUUACCAAAAUUACCAUCCACGAAGUCGUUAAAACCAUUUCCUCAAUAUCCAUUUAUUAAAUAUAUUUUGAAUGAUGAUUUAACCAAGGAUAAAAAUAAAUAUAAUAAUCAUAUUGACAUAAAUGAAAGAGAUAAUAUUGUUUACAUUAUUCAAUGUGAUAAAUUGUACGUAUUUGAUAUAUUAACAUCUUACAAUAUAGCUACAAUUGAUUUGAAACACUAUUUUAAAAAAGUUAUGCCACUAAAUAAAAAAUCGGCAAAUUUUCAAGAUAAUAUCAUGAUCAAAGUUAAUAGAGAUUAUUUAAUUUUAGCUAUUUCAUAUGAAAAUAUUAUUUUUCUAUUUCAUUAUGAAAGUUUUAUUCCACCUGUUAAAUCAAAUAUUGAAAAUAUAGAAGAAAUUUAUCACAAUAAUAAAAAAAAAAAAAGAGCUUGUAGUAAUAGUGAUGAUGAAAGUAAAGAUAAAAAUGGUACAUCUUCAUCGUUAUCAAACUCGGAGGAUGAAGAAGAAUCAGAUCUAUAUGAUGAAGAUUUUGAUGAAGGAAAUGAUGAUGAAGAAACACAUAUAAGCAAUGAUAUAAAAGAAAUAAGCGAAGAUGAGAAGGAAAUAAAAAAUAAUUAUGAAAAGAAUUGUGAUUCGGAAAAGAAAUACAUAAAUUUAGAUAGAAAUAUGAUUUAUUAUAAAACGAAAGGAUUACUAAGUGCAUUUCAUAAUAAUUUUAAAAAUUCUGAUGAAUAUUGUUAUUCUACAGACAUUGAUAUUAAAUGGAUUAAUAUUAAAUCUAAUGAUAAGAAAAUAAAGUACUGUGUUGCUAUGAAGCAUGAGGGAAAAAUUAGAAAUUUUUCGUGGAAUAAAAAUGGUAAUUAUUUAUCAGUAACGUGUUUAAGAAAGGUUGGUCAAUAUCAUUAUUGUUAUUUACAUCAUUUGAAGUCAAUGAAAUCAAUAAAACUUAUAAAAAAAUAUAAACAAAAAAGAGGAGAUAUUAUUCAAACAUUAUUCUUUCCUAAAAGUCCAUAUUUUGCAGUAGCUUUUGAAAACAAUAUAAUAAUUUAUAAUUUAAAGUCUAAAUCUAAAAAAGAUAGAAUCAUAAAGAAACUGAGAGGAAUUCAAAAUAUAACAAGUAUUGAUGUACAUACUAAUGAAGGAUAUGUUUUGGCUUCAGAUGAAAAAGGAAAAGUUUUUAUUUUUGAUCUGGAAUUAUCUUCCAAUCCCUAUAAAAAAUUUCAUUUACAAAAUUGUUCUUUGAAAAAAGUGGAAUUUCAUAAAAUUUUUAAUUUGUUUUAUUCACUAAGUUCAAAUGGAACUGUGAAUUUAUUUUAUUCGAAAUUUUUUCAGGAUUAUAUAACAAAUCCAAUUUUACUACCUAUUAAGCAAUUAUCAAAUGAAUCAAAAAUAAUUGACCUUGUUUGGUCAUGUAAAAAACCAUGGUUAUUUGUUCAUACAGAAAAUAAUUUUUCUGCUUUAUAUACAUAA